Molecule: messenger RNA, 735 nt
Organism: Drosophila rhopaloa
Lineage: Eukaryota; Metazoa; Arthropoda; Insecta; Diptera; Drosophilidae
Product: trypsin delta-like
Exons: 1
Coding region: 1-735 (244 amino acids)
Biological process (GO): proteolysis
Molecular function (GO): serine-type endopeptidase activity
Source: RefSeq, a predicted model, not a curated record
AUGUACGUCCAUUGGAUUUUCCUGAUCUACAGCGUUACCCUGGUCUGCUCGAAAUGGACUCCGGAACGCAUAGUGGGAGGACAUUCGGUGUCGAUUGAAGCGGUUCCCUGGCAGGCUUCCCUCCUUAAAAAUGGCAUUCAUGACUGCGGCGCGGUCAUAUAUAGCGAGAAAAUAGUUCUAACGGCAGCUCACUGUGUCGAUAGUCCUGAUACUUUCCAAGUGAGAGUGGGCUCAUCGAUUUCGAAUUUCGGUGGUCAAGUCGUGAAUGUCUUGCGCAUCAUAAAACAUGAGCAGUUUGGGCGUUACUAUGGAAUAUCACAUGACAUUGCAGUGAUCAAACUUCAGACUAGUCUUCGAAUGGGCUGCGGUGUGAGCUCAAUUCCUUUGGCCAAUAGUUAUCCGCGACCUGGAUCAUUAGUCUCGGUUUCUGGAUGGGGACGGACCAGAACCUAUGGGAAGGGUUCUGACUUUCUAUUAGAGACCACGGUUGCCAUUGUUGAUCAGAAUGCCUGCCGAAAUUCAUACUAUGGUCAAAUCACCAAGGAAAUGAUCUGUGCCGCUGCUCCGGGGAAAGGUGUCUGCAAUGGGGAUUCAGGAGGUCCUUUGGUGUUCAAUGGCACACUGGUAGGAAUAGUCUCUUUCGGAGGAAUAUGUGCUCAUCCAUAUUUUCCUGGAGUCUAUGCUAACGUUGCUGAGCUCAGGCCUUGGAUAUUAAGGGCUAUUCAAAGACUUUAA